CUCGCCUCCGCGCUGGGGAGGUGAAUCGUGUCCAGCAUGGCCUGUUGCACGCUUCCAGCAAUAUUCUAAGUACACGCCCGACUGCAUCCGCGCAACACUCGCACGACUCUUCUCUGCUUCCCUCUCUGCACGCUCUUCUCGCUGCUGCCGCGUCUGCAGCUCCGGCCGCCCUCAACGCGCCACGGAUUGGCGAAUCACGAUAACGCACCUCUCCUUCCAUGCCGUGUCACCAGCGGCGUCUCGUUUGCUGAAUUGCCGCUUCUCGUGCCUCUAACUCUCUGCAGCCGACACUCCAUCCGAGUGCGAAGAGUCACUGCAGACUGCGGAGUCGAUCGUGCGGGAGAGGAAGCCAAUCAUUUGUGGCGAGUGCGAGUGUUACACCCAAUCCUACGCGUGCGACUUGAACUUGAGACGAUAUGCCACAAUCCGACGAGAGCUCGUCCGCCGAUGCACCCUCGUCCCCUUCACGCGAUUCCUCUCUCCAUCGCAUGACUGACUCCGUUUGCUCGACAAAACCCACCGAUGCUGCCACUCCACUAGACGACAAGUUUGCAGUCCUGCCAGCCAACAAACCGCGAGAUCGCAGCAGCCUGCCUGCUGAGCUUGCCGGCAGUGCCAACUUUGGCGACUUUGUGCAUAAACAUCUGGGCACUCGCGAAAGUGUCAUGGCCGCUCCUUACACCUCUCCAUCUCGCCAGCGCACUCAAUACUACGACGAGCAAUUCCAUCACAAGGACAAUGCAAAUGGCAGCGUCCGCGAAAGAGUCCAGAGAGACUCUCCCGUCAUUGCGGAGCUGCGCACGAACGUGAUCGUCAAAGACGAAUUCACGCUGGUGACCGAUCUCUCAUACCACUUGGCAGCGCGCUACACGCGACCAGAUUCAUCAGUCAUGGUGAAGGUCGAUCACAGCGCCUGCCUGGCAUUAGGCGGCACUUUCGAACCAUGCUACAUCAUUGCCAUUACCGCUGUACCUUCACAGAUGGGCCCGACCAUGAACAAGAGAAACGCCGCUCUGAUCCAGUCUUUCCUGGCCGAUAUUCUCAGCGUGUCUCCCGAACGCGGUAUCAUCAAAUUCCAGCCAAUCCCAGAUGAGAACUUUGCCAUCAACGGCACCACAAUUCUUGGAGAAAUUGAGCGACAGGAGAAGCGGCAUGAGGGAGAACAUGCCGGAAGCAUGCGACGUGCGAUGAACAGCAUGGGACGUAAAAGCAUGCCGAGCUUCAAGAAGAGCUUGCCGAAGAUGGACGGUGAAGUCAAGAACGUGCCGGAACCAACUCCAACCCCAGCUGAAACGAGACCGGCCCCAGCAAGGGCUGACAGUGCUGUUCCAAGCAAUGCUUCUGAAGACAAGUCAGAUACCACGCCCACGCAGAUGAGCGCCAACAUCACCUCUCCUGGAGAAGUCUACGAGCUGCCAGCCAUUGAGGUGGACAAAGAUCGUCCGGUCACUGCCCACGAGCGAAAGUCAUCAGGCGGAUCGAAUGGCUUGCGCAUGAACGGAGUGUCGCAAGGCGCUGUAAGUUCUUCCCGAUCUUCGACGCCUAAGAAUGGAAAAAAGGCUCGUCCGCGGACGUUCUCGGGAGAGAACUUCUCAGCCAGAGAUCAACCAAAGAGCAAAUCGAUCGGCAUAGGCCAGGCGUCUCCUACUGCGAAGAUGCCGGCAACGCAUCAGACAAAGAACCAGAAAGCGCACUCGUUCCUGAAGCACGAUCCAACCAAUACCUCAGCGAAAGCCAGUCUAACGAAUACUUCCCGCCCGACAUCUCCACGCCAGCGAAACUGGGGCGCCGCACCAGCACCAGUAAUUCGAACUCGAGACAGUCCCGAUCUUGCCAAUGCAGGUCCUCAAGCUGCACUGAAGGCACUCAGCGGAACCUGGACCAACGAAUCGGCACAAGAGAAAUCGCGCAAGAAGAUCGAGAAAUUGACCGGAGAGAAGCCGGAUGUAGACAACAAAAAGGACACCGAAGCCAACACAGCAAAGCGACGUUCGACAAUUACUGCAACGCCCAAGUAUCCUGAGCCACCGCCAAUUCCUGUCGACAAGCAGGAUUCGAAAUCGCUGAAUAAAGUAGGAAAGCGGAAGAGUUUCUUAUCAGCUUUUAGGCGCCAUGCGUUGCCGCAGGCGGCACAUUGAUGUGACGUCGACUUCAACACGCUCGUUCAGAUCAACAAAAGUUGCUAAAGUCUCCUAAGACUCGAAAGAAAGGAACAGGCGUGAAAUGGGAAAAGGGAAAGGAAAGAAAGAUGUUACUUGGAUGAUGAUUGAUGAUACCCGGUCCACUCCGUUUUUAUCUUUUGCAAAGUUCACCAGAGAA
Messenger RNA from Cercospora beticola, 2319 nucleotides. RefSeq lists its product as uncharacterized. Gene Ontology annotation, molecular function: phenylpyruvate tautomerase activity. The record is from RefSeq and is a predicted model, not a curated record. Lineage: Eukaryota; Fungi; Ascomycota; Dothideomycetes; Mycosphaerellales; Mycosphaerellaceae.